AUGGUACUAGAAGUUGUUCGAAAUCUUUUAGACGAGGAUAUCAACUGCGCCUCAAGGCGUAAAAGUUUGAUAAUAGUUUUAGGCUAUGACGCAAGAUCCAAGCUUGAGUCUCUCAAGAAUUAUAAAGAUGAACCGCUAACUGUGAAUAGUAUACUUAGAAGUAGGCGAGACGUACAUGUGCUAUUUUUAAACAGUCUACAAUAUAUAUUCAUGUACCUGAUCAAAUUGGAGGUGCAGCCUGACUCCCAUACACAUCUGGUGAUAUACGGUCUCGAUUCAUUGAUUAAUGAAAUGUGCCAAGAGGAUAGCUUAGAUUUAAACCAAGUGCGAGCAGCUAAUCUGAUAUUCCAAACAGCUUACCGAGUAUCACGCCAAAAUCAACUACAAGAGGUACUAUUCAUAGCAUAUGAUCAAAAAAAAUGGGAUAAACUAGAGCCACUAAGGAAGUAUUGGCAGGAAGUUUGCUAA
Messenger RNA from Nakaseomyces glabratus, 468 nucleotides. It is a transcript of the gene SHU1, whose product is annotated as Shu1p. The record is from RefSeq and is a predicted model, not a curated record. NCBI's taxonomy places the organism in Eukaryota, Fungi, Ascomycota, Saccharomycetes, Saccharomycetales, Saccharomycetaceae.